GCUACCUGGCUUCGUCGCAGAAAUUAGUUUUGUGAAUUUUAUUCAAGAUUUCAGGGGAAAAUAGAAGGAUAUAAAAAAAGACACACGAUGAAGCUGUCAGCUGAGGAAGCGUAUGAAAUACUUGAGCUUCCAUAUGGCACAGAUGGUGAUUCAGUUCGCUCAAACUACAAAAGACUUGCCUUGUUGUGGCAUCCAGACAAACACCAGAAUUCACCUGAUGCAACAAAAAAAUUCCAGUUGAUCAGCGCAGCGUAUAAAAGACUAACAAGUGAACAGUAUGAAGAAAGUGACGAGGAUGAGAUUGUCAUGAGCAUGUCGGACAUGUUUGACCUCUUCCAACAAAUUUUCUUCGCAAAAGCUAUGGCCAACGCUUAUAACGGUUACGACAUAGAGGACGAUGACGAUGAUGAUGAUGACUAUGAUGAUGACGACGACGACGAUGAUGACGACAUACAUGUUGACUAUGUUAAAAUGUUAACGGGGCAGAUGAAGCUAAAACAAGAUUAUAGAAAACCAAGACCAGAUUUAGGACAAAUGAAUAAACGCCUCACUCCAGAGGAGAUAAAGAAAAAUGCAGAAGAACUUGUCGAGGAAGAAGAAAAAGAAAAACGAAAAGCAGAGAAACGACGGGCGAAGAAAAAACGCAGACGGGAGAAGAAAAAAUUAGAAAAGAUCGCGGCCGAUCAAGAAAAAAAGGACGAUUUGAAAUCAAAUUCACAGAAAAAGGACCAAUCAAAUGAUAAGGAAAGAGGAAAGGGUGGUUUAAAAAAAUCAAAUAAAAAUAAAAAAGAUAAAACGGGGUCUGCUGAGGAAGCGGACUUUGACCCGAGUGCUGCGUUCUUUACAAAAGUAGUCAAUAAAAAGAAAAAGGGGGUCGAGGUGCUGCCGACGGGCAGUAAAAAAGAUAAAAAAGAUAAACAACAAAAUUCGUCACAAAGUUUACAAGGUUCGUCGAAAAACGUAGACGACGCUGAAGACUUGGAUCCAUUAGUUCUACGAAGUAGACAGCUAGCGAUUCGAGGGAACGAGAUGGCGAACCUUGGCCAUUACAAUGAAGCAAUAGAUCUUUUCACGGAGGCAAUCAAGUUGGAUGGGAGUGAUUUUCGGUUCUUUGGAAAUCGAUCGUACUGUUACGAUAGGGUGUUACAAUAUGAAAAAGCCUUGCGUGAUGCGGAAAAAGCCAUAAGUUUAUCACCUGAUUGGCCAAAAGGACAUUUUAGAAAAGGUCGAGCUUUUGCUGGAUUAAAAUUAUAUGCAGAUGCUGAGCAGGCGUUCAUGCAAGUAUUAAAAUUAGAUAGAAACUGUGAAGAUGCGAUGCAGGAGUUGAUACGAGUUAGAACUCAUAAACUUACGGAAAUGGGGUUUUCACAAAAACAGGCCGAGUCAGCUAUACGACAGUACGGCACUGUCCAGGCAGCACUGGAUUCCUUGUUGGCUGGCGUCGCGGAAAAUUCUUUACAAGCAGAUGCGUUUCUGUCGGACGAUGACGAUUUUAAUGAACCAACUCCUUCACCAAUCUUACAACACCAACACCUUCAUCCAAUACCGGCCGCGGGAACAUCAGAUACAAAAAUGGACCCAGGAAACCCUGAGGGCUUGACAGCUUUGUGGGUGGGAAAUGUUUUACCCGAGGUUUCAGAAAAGAAGCUGACACAAAUGUUCGCAAAAUUUGGCGCUGUGACUAGCGUCCGUUGUCUACCAGAAAAAUACUGUGCAUUCGUAAAUUUUAAAUCUAAAGAAUCGGCUGGCAGAGCAAUGCAUACCUUACAGGGCAUGGAAUGUGCUGGUCAGAGAUUGUUGGUAAAAUUUCCAGAUAAUCCCAUACAAAAUGGCAACGUGGUGAUAAAAAAGGGCUCGACGUCGUCAUCAUCCAACGCUUCAGUCACCGUCAUUACAAAACAAAAACCAGCUCCAGUCGUGGCCAAACCAGUCGUGGUCCAGCCACCCCCGCCACAGCCUCCACAGGUCCAGCCAGUCUCCGUUGCUGCUGCUGCCGCUGCUGCUGCUGCCGCCGCUAACAGUGGGGUACGGAAUACUCCGAAACAAACGGGCCCGGUGAAUGGGGACGAAUGUUAUUUUUGGCGGACGACCGGCUGCAACUAUGGAGAUAAGUGCCACUACAAACACUUACCGACACACAAGGGUAUCGACAGAAAACCAUGGCAAGCGGUGAAAUGAUUGAAGAAAAUGGAGAUGUCAAGUUAUAUGAAAUUUACAAAGAUAUUGAAGACUGUUCCGUGUGUAGAAAUGUUCUGUGUAUGAGGUUACUUUGAAGAUUUGUUUCUUGGUUUAUCGGGAUGAGGUCGCUGGAAAGUUAAAAAGAAUGUAAAUAGAAAUAGGCUGAUUUUGGAAAAAAUCAUGUUAGUAUUAAAUGAAGACAAGUACCAUACUGUAAAUCCGUCAUUGUUCGCAGGCCUUUUCUUUUUUAAAUAGAGAUCAUCGCAGAAUAUAUAGUCAAAAAGAAAAUCUAAAUUAAAUAGCUGUUGCAUUAUAUAUAAUGCAAGCGUUGUCAAAACACUAAAGGGAAACCAAAGGUGCAAUUUCUCAAAAUUGCUAAUUGUAAAGAUGGCUGCAGAUAUAUAACGGGUUGACAGAUAACUUGGUUUGGUCCAGAUUGUCAGAUAAAGGUUACCGGUACUUGUGAAGUUUCUGCAAAAAUGGCCUCGACAAAGUGAAAAAUGUUUUAAAAUUGAAAAUAUACGGUUCGUUCCGUAACACUUUAGCAACCGCACCCGGUAUAUACCGGGUCCAUGCACCGCGUACUGCUGGCCUCAAAUGGCCUCAACAAAGUGAAAAAUGUUUUGUAUUGAAAAUAUACGGUUCGUUCCGUAACACUUUAGCAACCGCACCCGGUAUAUACCGGGUCCAUGCACCGCGUACUGCUGGCCCGCAGUAAUCCAUACUGCUAAAUUUUCCCCAAGUUCUAUUGUUCAUCCACAGUCCCUGUAACUUUUUGGUUGGUCACACCUGAAAAAAUAGAUGGCAGCACUGCACUCAAUUCAAUGCAGACCUCGUCCCUAAGAUUCGGUAAUGCUAGCCGUUUUACAAUGAAACUUUUCCUAUCCAUACCGGUUGCGGGCCAGGGGUACAGAACACUUCAAAAAACCUGCGGGAAAUUGUGAAUCUUUAACCUUUGGAAAGUGGAUUUUAGUGUAGAUCUGUCAAAGUAGCAGAAAUCCCCACAACUCAAUGUCACUCAUUCCAUAAACCAAGAAAUAAAAAAAACGAAACGCCUCAUGGCAUUGUGGACUACACUCUGAGUUCUUGGUUGUACAAAGAUAGACUGUAAUUAUCAAUCUCUUCUGAACGAUUGAGUAUGGUACUAUAAAGGUCCGAUUCCACUGGAGCAGUUUCCCAACGUGGUUUCCACCACAACUAAACUUGGUGCCUGCCGUUACCUUAAAAUGACUAGCAAAUGCUAUUGGCAUCUUUUGGAUAAUAAUUUUGUUUACCUUCAAGUGUGCUGGUAGAGAUUUGAAUCCUGUAAACUGCUGCAAAUUUUUCUGCGCAUUCUAUUUCCGCGGAUUUUGCGAAUAACCUCUAUUCGCGAAAAUGAAAAACACGAUUUUCGUUUUGUACAAAAAACACAAGAAUUUCGCGAAAAUGAAAAUCAUGAAAAUUAUACUUCUCAGAAAUGUUUGCGAUAUUAAACGUUAACAAGGUGUAAAAAUGUAGCGAUUUACAGAAUCCAGAUAAGCCCUGGAACCAAAUAUGGCUUUGCCUCUGUGACACCUAUAGGAGUAAACUGCUCUCAUGAAAUUAGCCCUAAGGGAAUGGAGCAUUAUUUUUCGAUGGAAUCGGGCUAUCAUAUGUCUCAAUAUAUUUUGGGUAGUUGUACUGGUAGGCAGCUUUUGGGAAGGAAUACCGGCAAUUUUGAGAAGCGCGAGAUUCAAAGUUUCUCCUUAUUGCCAGAACAUGGUAGCUGUUUUGCUUGUGUGUACUUAUAGAUCUUGAAAAGUGCUGAUGUCGUUUUGGACCUUUGAAGAUCAUUGGUCGAUGUAUAAAAUAUACGUUUAUAAGCCUGACGACUCAUGUCAUGUGAUUGCAUCACGGUUGUUAAUCCACAAUUGUUGCAGGAUUUUUAGGCCUGAUGGUUAAGAUCUUCACUGUUGGACAACGGCAGUGUAAAUGUGCUGUAGGCUUGGCUGUGAGAUAUUUUCCAUUUUCAACAGCUGGGAUGCAGUGAACAAUUUGUCAACCUUUGCCGAACUAAGGCCACAAAACAUAAAUAAAGUGGUCUUAUCUCCUAGGCUAUAAAAAGAUAUCAGUUUAUCUCUCUUUUCAACUAAAGAAUUUGAUGCGGGAGGGCAAAAUACCAAUUUUGGCACAAAAUUGAUAGGACAGUGUCGUCGGCUGACCUCUAUGUCUGAGUGACUUUCAUCAUUCACAUAAAAUGCACGACUGUUGAUAAAAUUAGCCAUAACUGACAUGGAUGGUGUCAAUAGAACGGAACUUUCAUCAGGAAAGCUAAGAAAAUAAGCCAUUCUAAUUUGUACAAGCUGCCAAUUUGGUGAUUAUAUUUGAAAGUUAAAAAACGAAGUAAAAUGAAAAAGUCAUAGAGGUAGCCAUGAUAAACUUAACAUUUUUCUGUGUGACCUAAAACAAACGUAUCGUGAAACCUACACUGCCUUGAAACAGUUGUGAAUUGACAACAGUGAUGAAUAGGUAGGUAACUAUGAAUUGAAUUUCAGUCAUUUCCCCAGUCAAAGUUGAUACUUGAAUACGAACUACAAAGAAAGUGCUGCAACUCGAUAACAUCAAAGUGGAGAAAAAAAUAUCAAGCAAUUUGUCAAUAAGUGACUUAAUAGAAGACCAAACAGAAACCCUGUCAAUGGCACUUUAAAAUUGGACAAUGCCUAAGUCUGCUUCUAAAUCUGUCACAAAAUAAUAUCUAACCAUCUAUGAGGACAGGUAUCUACCAUCUACGUCUUUAAAUAAUACAUCGUUCAGCAAAUACAUUAAUUUUCAAAUCCGCCACAGCACAGAAGCAUGGGGCCUUGUGUUGGUUAAAAGUCCAGGAGAAAAAGCUUUUGUUGAAUUUUUUUAGAUUAAUAGAUGGUGCUUAUUUCCUUAUUUGCUGCAAUUCUACAUACCUGAAGUGCUGAGGCAGUGCCAAAAAUGUCAUAUGCAUUGGUGAAGGCUUCCUUAAAUUUAAUAUAGUAAUUGUUCGGACAGAAUUCUUUGGACUGGAAGUUACUGGUUAAACUUGCACUUGCUGCCAUCUGUGAAAAAUCAUAUCUUCUUGAGUCUUUUCAGUUUCAGUGUGAAAGGCUUUUAAAAAAUUUCAGAUUGUGAUGGGGACUUGAGGCAGGAGUUGGGGGAUCAAAUUGGUAAGUCUUCAGGUGACUAUGCAUAGUAACUAGUCUUAGUCAUGUUCGAAUUUAGCAAUAAAUGCAAUGUAUUGAGAGAUGGAAGAGACCUUUAUCCGUAAUAUAACUGUAUAACAUAUCUGACCUACCUGGCCCCUGCCUAGAGACUCACUUGGAGACCAUUUUGCCUCCUAAUAGCUGACAUCUUAAAACCUAUGCUGCAUUCAGAUUGGAACAUGAAUCAUUUUCAUAUAUUGAGGGAUAUUAUCGCGUUGAGGAUGAAUUGGGAUCCACUAGGAUGAGAUCAGGUCUUUUUUUCAGUUGCGGAACUUUAAUCAAAAGUUCUCAUACACCUUUGUGAGAUUACUUAAAAGCCUUUGGCAGAAAUCCUUUGUGGUGCAAGAAAAAUUUCUGGCCUGAACUUGCAUGCAUAAUGAUAUGCCAACUUACUGCCUUGAAACAUAUCAUUGUUAAUCAAGACAAAAUGAUAAUGAUGCAAGGGACAAUGUAUCUUGUUGCCACGGACAAACCUUUUCAGAUUUUUGACCGCAAAGGCGUGCAAGCAUGUUCUGAACACAGUAUUCCUCUGGUUGAAGUAUUGUGGGUAGAAAGUUCUGAGUAACUUUAUAGGUGCGUGUCACUAUAAAACUGAUCACUUGCGAUUCCAUUUCCAUUGCUUGUUGACAGAAAGGAUAAAACUAAUGAGAAUGUCGAGUAAGCUCAACGAAAGUUCAUAUUGCAUGGGUUGUGUGUGGUGCAUCAAGGGCGAACACGAAAUAGAGAAAAACUGCACAAGCAAACAGACUAUGGAUACGCAGCCUUCAGGGUAUAAGUCAAGUUUGUUUAUUAUAGCAUCACCCCUAAUGAAAGGGCCAGCCAGCUUUUGGCUUAUGAGACACUCGUUACUUCCCAACUCCUGUCUCUAAUGCCAGGCGUCUGGCGGGAAGGCAGUUUGUACCCUAUAUUUAACUAGCUGGCGGCUAACCAACCAGCCGCAUCGGAAAGAGGUUACCAUCGGGCUUCGAACCUUCGACCUUUCAUUCACGAGGCAGACGCCUUAACCACUAGGCCAUCGAGAUCGGUAUUAAUUGUGACAUCACUUCGAAGAUCAACUGUCGCAUUUAUGACUUAGUAUUGGUCGGUGAAAGCCAUUAAGAGCCACAACAGGUUUUUUCGGCACUGAACGGCCACCUUUGGCUGGUACGAUGUCAACCAUUGAGUGGCAAUGGUGCUCUUGCGGAACUUUAAAUCGACAAUACUGAUGCAUGAAAGAAUGAUCUUUCUCUCGUCGACUGCUGCCUUCUUUCAAGCAUCAAGGAAUACCUGGUUCAUGUUUUCUAUCAUUUGGAGAUGACUUGUAUAUCUCUUUAUCCAGUGAUACAUGUAUAAACUCUUCUUUUCAUUUCUUUCUUGUGAUCACAGAAAUACUCCUGUUUUAUUCAUUAAGUUUACCAUUAAUUUUCAGUCUGAAACUUUUCAUAUCAGUUCGAUGCACCAGCAGUGGUAAUAACUGUGGUCUUUUCUUGGAUGAUUUCAUUCUGCUCAAUUUUGUAUUUAAUAGCGCGCCAUGUUUCCUAGGAUGAUUCAGUCAUAGACAGCUUCAUAAUUUUAGGGGGGUUCUAUUUUGUGAUAUUACUAGUGAUGCUAUAAAUUUGUUGCUGUGGAGACAAGGUAAUUAUUAUUCAAGCUUGAUACUAGUUUGGCAAGAGACACUGGUUUUCUGUUAGCUGCUCUGAACAGUGUGAACCCCAUUAUUUUAACUUCUUCAUUAGUCCGUCAUUUGUGAACUGAUUACAUUGUAUUAUCAUAAGUGUGAGCAUUUUAGCUGGAUGGUAACUUGAUUUACCUCUAAUCAAGCUGUUUUGAUAUACAAUUUAGCCCAAGAAAAUCAUGGGUCUAGCCUACAGAAUUUGGAAGCGAUGGCUUUUAGCGAAAAAUGUCAUUGCCUCAGUUCUUGGUUAAAUUUGCUAUCAUGCUCAGACUUAGCCUAUCGAAUUUGGGAUAUUGAAGCGAUGUUUGAACGGAAAAUGUAAUUACCUUAGUUCUUGGUUGUUUAAAUUUUACUUUGUUGCCCUGUAUAUAAUCCUCUGGGUCCAGGUUGAACAAAAAUUGGUGAAUUGUAUUUGAUAACGGUGAUGACAGUAUUUAUCAUAAGGUAAUCUGCCUGAUGGCUUACUAUGUAUAAUUCAAUUGUAAUACUUAACAUAGUGAGAAUACAUUGUAUUUUCCUGGCCUUCAAAAAUGUCCAUAAACAUGUGUAGAUGUACAACCAAUGAAAAAAAAAAAUUUGAUCUUCUAGUAAUAGGGCAUGUCUUGAAACUUGUCAUCCUAGUCUUGGUCACCGAUUAAAACUCCUAUGUGUAUAGUUUUAGUCUUGAUCGACUUUACAAUAAAUCCUUAAAAAAACUUCAACCCCUGAGCUCCAGCAUUAAGAGGUGACAUACACCGUCUAAUUCCAAAACCAAAAGGCUUGCUGUUGUGCUCAAGAAGUCGUUGUCCAGCUCAGGCCUGCCAUGCCGCCAUAGCGGCCACUGUGUGGGGCUCAUAGUCAUAUUAGUUUGACUAAGAAGUACAGUCAAGCCUCUCUAUUUUAAAUGACACUCUCGGGAUGGGUCAGUGCUGUCCUUAAUUGAGAGGUGUCCUGAUUAGAUAGGUCAUAUUGAAAUGAAACAACCAAUUUGGGACCAAAAUUAGUGUCCUUAAUAUGGAGGUGUUUGCUAAGGUAGGUGCCACUGUGUGUCACCAGCACUCUUUUUGCAGAGAUAAUGUAGAAUCAUGAUAUUUUUGCAGUAGAUCUAUCAACAUUUAUUAUAUUAUUAUGAACCACAAUAAAUCUAUGCCUAACAAUGCCAGAUACAUGAGAUAUGUUCAUCCAAAAGCAGAAUAUUUUUCUGGGGGCCCCAACCAACGGUUUCCAUUCAAACACAGAAUUGUUUCAUUCGUUCAUGACAUCCUUCGUGCUAAACUAAUCACACUUGUCACAUUUGCAGUUUUCUCAUCAACUAUAAAAUGGAAGGGGUGACUGGCUAUAACAUAAUAUCAACCAGCUGUCACCUCUUCUACUCCCCUGAGUAAAUGCUUAAGUAGUAAAUGUGAUUAGUUAGGCACACUGGUAAGCAAAAUCCCGUACAGAGAAGGAGUUAUUCAGCUUUGAAUGAGGACCGUGCUACCGCAGGGGACUUUGAUCCAACUGCAUCUGAACGUGCAGAAAUAGAACAGUCUAGUCUCUAUUUGUAAUCUUUCUUCAUUUCAUGUUAUAACAAAAAUUAUAUAGGCGAGCCGCCUUAUAUGUACCAUUGGUAAUAAAUAAGAGGCUUGUAAUGAAUGAAUUGUACAAAUGUAUAGUUUUUUAUACCUUGUCCGUUGUAUAAUUAAUGCAACAUUGGGAAGAACAAUCUUUAUGGUUUAAUCAGCAUAUAAUAGUUCCUCUGCUCUCUCUCUCUUGGUGGAAGUUUCUUCUAAGAUGAGCUUUUGAAAUAUCGUGUCGUCGAUCAUGUGAGGUUUUAAUUUCAUCACUAAGACACUGUUAGUAUUUGCAUAGGUUUGUAUCAACCUGUUUUAUAGUAGACUUAAAGAAGGGGUGUCUCGGGAUAUUGCUGCUCGCCUGAUACUAACAAAGUUCAAACCAUGUUUACAGUGUACAAUGGAUGGUUCUGUGACAUAUCAGAACAAGUAUGAAAUGUUCUACAGGGUGGCCCAGAAUGAUUUUCCCUUGCACAAUGGAAUUCUCUUGUGUAUCCAUUGUGUGAGGGAAAAUGAUUCUGGGCCACCCUGUAGAAACUAUUUGUGCAUACAUGUAUGUUUAGGUGUAUAUCUGCCACCAAAAGAACUCUGUAGACUCGGUUAUUGCCCACCCUGUUUUAUCUCGAGACACUCUUCCUUUAAGUAGGGCACACAUUAGUGACAAAAGCCAGGGCGACAAUUGGUGGGACUGAAAAAAUCUCAUCCGACUAUUUUACUUUACUCUGUUUGAACAAUCAACUUUGGUGAUUGUCUGUCUUUCCAGCUGUUGCAUUUGAUUCAGUCGUUGUGUGCUCUGAUUAAGUGUUUGUGCCCAAAACAGUGUUGAGGUGAUGAUAGGCCUUUGUGCAGUAAAGACAUAUGUUAAAUGGUGGUUUCUGACUGAUCACGUGUUGUCAAAACAAGGUUUCAUCAUUGUAGAUGUAACACUGAAUGGUAUUCCUCUGCAAGAGGGCAGCCCCUGACAGGGUCGAGCAACUUGACGCGUUGUGCACUUCACUCGAGACCUCUGAUGAAUAAAAGCAAAAAAAGUCUGAUUGUUUCCAGUGUUGUGAUGGAAUGAGUUUAUGACAUCAUGAUCCAUCGACCACUCAAAUCAUUUCAUUUAUUGUAUUUUGUAUCAGCAUGCGGGUACAGGACAUCAUGUCUUUUAACCUGUUCAGGUGCUGCACUCAUCAGUUCUAACUGAGGAAUGCAGUCUGUUACCCUGUUCUAACAUUUACGUAUCUUUCAUCGAUACAAAUAGCCAUUAUAUGCAUUCUUGUUAUUUCAAACAAAGUAAUUAUCAACAUAUAAAACCUAUUUGAUUCAAUAAAACUGAAAAGACUGAAUAUUAAUAUUCGAAUAAACUUCAUUAGAUGCAUUAUCUGCAAA
Lineus longissimus is the source of this 9923-nucleotide messenger RNA. RefSeq names its product nucleolin-like. Gene Ontology annotation, molecular function: metal ion binding; RNA binding; protein binding. The transcript is spliced from 15 exons. The record is from RefSeq and is a predicted model, not a curated record. The coding region runs from base 88 to 2178 and encodes 696 amino acids. Lineage: Eukaryota; Metazoa; Nemertea; Pilidiophora; Heteronemertea; Lineidae.